Messenger RNA from Symsagittifera roscoffensis, 3269 nucleotides. Its product is annotated as metabotropic glutamate receptor-like protein R. Gene Ontology annotation, molecular function: G protein-coupled receptor activity. The record is from RefSeq and is a predicted model, not a curated record. Gene Ontology annotation, cellular component: membrane. The coding region runs from base 1155 to 3188 and encodes 677 amino acids. Gene Ontology annotation, biological process: G protein-coupled receptor signaling pathway. The transcript is spliced from 4 exons. Lineage: Eukaryota; Metazoa; Xenacoelomorpha; Acoela; Convolutidae.
GGUUUCAUGGUCGAAACCUGAUCCGUGUUUGAGAAAGUGGUUAUUUACUUUGCUUAAUCAUAAUUUGUUUAAACAACAAUUCCAUGGAUAUACUACAUACUACUAAUCUGUUUUGAUUUCUUGUUAAUGCAAGGAGGGAGGCUAUUCUUCUACUUCAGAUUUACCUCUGACAGAGUCUCAUUUUUCUACUCUUCCGCUCGGUUGGCCACCCAGGAUGUCAAAUCAAUUAUUCGGCCUUCUCCAAAAAAAACAAUAACAAACAAUUUCAAUAACUGGAACAUUUCUUUUCUUGAUAUUUCAGGUUCCCAUGUACUAGUGUUUUCUUCUCAAUUCGAAAAAGGACGCGAAUGAGCGGUCAAGUGAAUGCAAUAGUUAUGGUUCGAUGAUGAAGAUUGUUUCGAAUGAAAUUUUAAAACAAAAAAAAACCUAUACCAAAAUUGAGAGAGGCUGGAUAUUUACCUGUAAGGCCAGCAUUUACGGCCGUGCGUGUGUUUUAUUCGACGGAAACUGAAUUCCCAUUUAACUUUACUUUAUUGAUUACUAUCGUUUCCUCUCUUUCUUCGUUAUUGCCAAGUUGCGCUAUUAAUAUGGAUGACUGAUUGCCUCUUCAGAGAAAAGAGUUUAGCGUUAUACCACACAAAAACAGACCCCUGAUUCUUUCUUUAUUUCUCUCCCAAUAGACCAAUAUCACUUUUUAUUACUUACUCCCUGCUCGCUAAUUGGUAUUUUAUGAAGCACAAGUCGUCGCCACUGUCAUUAUACACAUAUAUGAUGGUCUGGCUAAAAACCACACCCAUUGUUAACCGCUAAGCCGCAUAUUUAAACUGGGUUCAUUUUAAAAUAAAAAGUCUGAAAUUUUGCUCCACCGCUAGUCCGGAAAAGUUUAGAUUCUUUGAGCCAUUUUGAUUACUCUCAAUCAACUUUGCUCCAUUCACUUACCAUUAUUGUCGAACAAAAAAGUCAAAAAAAGUCAAAUCAUUUCACAGAAAAUCCAAAAAAUUGAGUUUACUUGACAUAAAAAUAAUUGUUUUUACUAGUAUACGAAAGAAAAUAUUUUUUGAGAAAAUAUCUGCCUAUUAGUGUUUACUUCUUUGUCGUUUUCUUUGAACGGAAUCGUUUAGUUACUUUUGCCUCGACAACUUGUGAGAUCGACAAUGGACGGCGCCGUUAUUUCCCCACAUUGGGACUUGGAAAUAAACAAUUUCCCUCAUUUUUCCCGAUGGAUGAACGAAUCAAAAGCCCGCAGUAGCAAUUCCCAUUCUAUUCUUUAUUUCCCAACUGAAAGUUCCGCCCAAGCAGAAAACAAUUUUGGCCAGUUUUCCCAUUUUACAGUCCCGCAAAUGGCGCUGGAAACCAUAAAUGUCAGUUCCACCAACGAUUCUUUCGACCAAAGUCAGACCCCGCCGGGACCCGAACCGUGGACCUGGUUCAAAUUCCUCAUCGAAAUUAUCUGUUUCACUUGCGGACUAAUCGGAAUUCUUGGAAACUCUUUAGUGGUUACAGUCUACUUUCGGAAAACGCGACGAAAGGCGACUGAGAUUCUAAUUUUGUGUCUCAGUUGCCUAGACUUAGUUUACUGUAUCUGCAAUAAUGUGAUUCAAGUUCUGAUCAUAAUGAUGGGGUUCUAUCCCCCGUCGGUUCUUGUGCAAGACAUUAUCGAGUUCAUUUUGAAUUUCCUUUUUACUUCGUUACCUUACAUGUCUUGGCUUAUGAUUCUAAACAUAACUUGUAAUCGCUACAUUGCAGUUUGUCACCCUUUCAAAUAUUCUCAAAUAUACACUCUGAAUUUCGCCAAAAAUGCAGUGCUGGCCAUUCUUCUGUUCUCUGUGGUAAUAGCAGUUCCCUUCUUCUUCAAAGCCUGGAUGUCCAGUGGCCAAAUUGAAAUUCUCCUCCAGGCAUACCAGGGCAUGCGUGCAUUUCUAGUGGCUGUAGUCUGUUCAUCGAUGCUCAUCAUGUACUCCAGAGUGGUUAGCAGACUGCGCAGUCAGAACAAAGACUCUCUGGUCUACAAAAGCCACAAAAGCCCACCGCUGAUAGCGGAGGAGGAGACCUACGCAUAUCACCCGAUAAGUGGAAAGUGCAACGGCAACGGCGGAUCCACCAUUGAACUAACUGCUAUCGCCGCCCUAACCAACAACAACAACACCACCACCACCAAUAACAACAACAACAACACCACCACCAACAGCAACAACAACAACAACAACAACAACAACAACAACAACAACAACAACAACAACAACAACAACAACAACAACAACAACAGCAGCAGCAAAAACAACCAAAACAACAAGAAUGCAGAACGUGUAAAUGAGUUGAGUACAUCUCAGUUGAACUUGAAUGAGGGUAGCUCUAGUCCUUCUGGUCCAGAUCUCGGUCCUAGUCGUGUCCAGAGGUUGCAUUUACCCGAAGAGGCUGGACCCAGCGGGAGCUCUAAGCCAACCAUGGAUAGAAGCAAAACAAUCACAACUAUCAAGGUCGAGUUCCAUCACUCUAAUAUGUCAAUCAACACCGCCGUCGUCGAAGACCCGAAGACAACGCCAAAACCUAAAUUGACAACAUCAACUGAUUUCAACCCGUCUCUACUGAACGCCAACAGCCUAAAACCCUCGCGCGACAACCUUCCAAGGCUGAUCUCGACUUCAAUUAGUGGAAAUCACCAGCACGACUCGGACGACGACGAACACCCGGUGGAGGUGGAGCACCAAGCCGACGGAUCUAUGGUCGGCAACCACGCACACUCCCACUCGUCUAACCUCCUGGGAAAACGCGACUCGAAGCAGUCAGGUUCAACCCGAACGCAUCUAGGCGACGAGCUCACUCGGAGAAAGGCCAGUCGGUUCUCGGGUGUAAAACUGCUGUCGAACUCGCAAAAGAGUCAAGUUGCGGCGCCGACUCAAGCUAGAAUAAACUCGGAAAAACGAGCUCGGAAAACGACAGUGACUCUUUGGAUAGUUUGCUGCGUGUUCGUCGGGUUGAACAUUCCGAACGCUGCCAUUCGGUUUUUGAAAGGCUACACGAGCCUUGUGGUAAAUCCGAGGCUGAAUGACAUCAGCUUAGUACUUUAUACAAUUUCGUUUGCAGUGAACCCUUUUAUUUACUAUUUUACUAACUCUGCAUUCAAAACAGACUUGAUCACUUUAAUCCCAUGUCUUAAAUGUGGUUCCAACAUGCAUGAAGGUAAUUGAAUUUAUUCAUGAGUUGAAUGUUAAACUAAAUAAUUGGAAAUUUUCAAGUCAAAGUUUGUAUCAGUGCAAUAUAGCUUUAAU